AAUAUACACCUACGUACGUACAUUAAAAAAAAUCUAAUUCGCAAUUAGACAACAAACAAUACCUGUUUAAUGCUUGCACAGCGCCUGGAACAAUUGUAUCAUCGAUAUGCAAUGUUCCACUAAGGUCUAUUGAUACCGUCGUAAUUUGUUUCGCCAUUACACCUAUUGCGUAUAAAAAUAAGAAAUUAAAAAUCGAAAAGUGAUAUUUUAGGUUGGUUUACUACUACGUACAUAUGCGCAAAGUUUGUUCUUUGACAGCUUUAUGUCACAUGCGCAGAAAUUCGUAAUGUCGUCUAUCGUCAGAAUUUAGAACAUAUGAUCGAAACGUUAGAAUUUAGAACGUUGAAUAAAUAAAUUGAAUUAUUUGAAGUUACACGUGACAAAAUAUACUAUGUCGCAACAAGAGAAAUUGUGCACGCCACUUCCUAGGACUCUAACUAGUCACAUUAAUAUCUGUGCAAACAGUGAACAAUAUGUUUUUAAUUUUUUGCAAAACUCGUUGCCACCAUCUGACUGUAAAUGCAUUUCAGACGAAAUGCGAAAGACUUUUAUAUUCAAUAAGUUCAAAGUAAAAUGCAGAGGAAGACAUACUCCCAAAGGCAAAUUCUUAUCAGCCAGGAAAAGAUUACAGUUUGAUCUAGGCAAGAUUGGUAACAAGAGUCAAAUAAAAUAUUCUGAUCUCUUGCCCUUAAAUCAAUUGUGGUUAAACUAUAUGCGAACACUGCUUGGUGUUGAAUCAUUUACCAGUAUACCUGAGAAUUCCAAUAAUCCAAAUUGGGAAAAUGUAAGCCAGCAAUUGAUAAAAGCUGAUCUUCAUGGUGCUAAAAUUUCAAUUGACAAAUCAAAAUGUCCAACUCUGGUAGGAGUUACAGGGAUUGUCAUACAAGAUACAAAAAACACUUUUAGGAUUUGUGGGCUGGACAAUGUUAUUCGCACAAUACCAAAAGAUGUGGUUAAAAUUAAUAUUUACUUAGGCAAUGGUGUAAUAUUAAAAGCCUUUGGACGACAACUUUCUAUAAGACCUGUAGAACGAGCAGUUAAAAAUAUAAAAAUACAAAAAUAGUUCAAUUGUAAUAUUUAUAACAUACUAAUAAAUACAAUGCUAUGCAUUGUCCUCCACAGA
Messenger RNA from Nylanderia fulva, 1123 nucleotides. Its product is annotated as ribonuclease P protein subunit p29-like. Gene Ontology annotation, molecular function: ribonuclease P RNA binding. Gene Ontology annotation, cellular component: ribonuclease MRP complex; ribonuclease P complex. Lineage: Eukaryota; Metazoa; Arthropoda; Insecta; Hymenoptera; Formicidae. Gene Ontology annotation, biological process: tRNA 5'-leader removal; rRNA processing. The record is from RefSeq and is a predicted model, not a curated record.